UUUUAACUAUAAAAAUUUAAAAAUGGGUGCUAAUUCUUCAUAGGGUGAGAAAUUUGUAUAAGAAUUCUAAAGACAAUGCGUGAAAGUGAGAGAGUUAAAAGACUUGCGUUUCGGAGAUGUGUAGAUCUACAAAACAUAAUAGAAUACUUACAUAAUGGUAAAGAGUAUCUGGUGCAAUAAUUCAUCAGAAUAUGAAACAUCAAUUAGUAAUAUAAAAUUGAUUACUAUUAGACAAUUGUGAAAAACGAUCUAAGAUUUAGCAUUAAAAUUUAGUCAAAUUGUUAGGAUAUCAUUCAAAUUCUUAAAAUUAAUGGUGUGGGGAUUUUUCAAAAAUUACUGUAUAUUUGGAAUUCUUUGAUUACACAUUAGAAAAGUCAAUUGAAACAAGGAGACAAACUAAUCAAUAUUUUACAGAAGCUGAAUUAUGGAAGAUGUUAUUUACUAUUGCUAAAUUGGGAAUUUAUCUUGAAGAAUAAAACAAAGUUCUUGGAGAUAUCAGACCUUGCAAUAUUUAAUUGUCAGAUGAUUUAAAAAUGGCUGUAAGUAUUAUAAUUAACUUUUUUAAGGAAUUAGGCAUAUUGAAACCAGAUCAAACAGGUUAUUAAAGAUAAAUAAACAAUUAAGAAAUAGCAUAUUUAAGUCCAGAAUAAUUAUAUUCACUUAAUAAUCCUUCAAAUAAUGCUAAAUCAGAUGUCUAUUCUUUGGGAGUCACUUUGUUGGAGUGCUCAACUUUAAUGAGUGGAAAGAAUCUUUAUAAAGCUAAUAGAAUUGAUGGCCAUCUAUUAUAGUAGUUAUUAGAAACUGUAAAGCAACUUGGAUAUUCAAAUCCUUGGUACAGAAUGGUUAGAGAGUUAUUAAAAGAAUAACCUGAUGAAAGACCUUCUUAUUAAGAUAUUUAUGUAAUUUCAAUAUUUAUAAUCAGGAUGCCCUUAAAUAAUUUGAAGUUCAAAUUUUAAAUCUCUAACCAUUUUCACUUUUGUAUUAACAGCCUCCACCACAACAACAAUCUGUUUCCCCAUACAGAGGUCAAUAUCAAUAAUAUUCACAAUCUUUGCCACAUCCUCAUCAACCAUAAUAAACUCAAAAUUAAAUUCCAAUACAAUUCCAAUAAUAAUUCCCACAAUCAUAAUCAUAACCAUAAUAAUAAUAAGUAAUUUAGCCAUCAUAAAUAAAUUCUUUACCUUAACAGCCUCCUUAUUAGUUUUAAUAAUAAGUUCUUCCUUAACAAUAACCAAUACUAGCAUCUUAAUUACCUUAAUAAUAGCAACCAAUUCCAUAACCAUAAUUCCCAUCAUAACAGUCUUAUAUGUAUUCAUAUUAAUAACAACCUUAUUUAAAUGAACUAGCAAAUGCUUAAUCAAAUUAUUUUGUAUAACAACCAGUCCAUCAUUUACCUUAAUAAAUUGAAUAAUCUCCAUAUCAUACAUUAUAGUCCCCUUAAAAUAUGACAUCAACAAUGUAUUAUCAAGAGGAAGAGCAAGAAGAUGGAUUAAAUGAAAUCGAUAGAAAAAUUCAAUAGGCAUUAAAAAUGACUAGGGAUACUGAAAUGAGAAAUAAACAAACACCGAAUUACUAUUGAC
Messenger RNA from Paramecium sonneborni, 1580 nucleotides. NCBI's taxonomy places the organism in Eukaryota, Ciliophora, Oligohymenophorea, Peniculida, Parameciidae. The record is from the annotation of a GenBank genome assembly.